Messenger RNA from Ectocarpus sp. CCAP 1310/34, 2159 nucleotides. The record is from the annotation of a GenBank genome assembly. Lineage: Eukaryota; Phaeophyceae; Ectocarpales; Ectocarpaceae.
UUUUUUUUUCUCUUUGCUGUGUCAUCAAACCACAUCAACCUCACCCUACGAUACACAACUACUCUAAGCCUCUUGAUUCUGAAGCACUGCCCCCCAACCGCAGCAGAACACCCACGCACCGUUAACUCCCCCGGUAAGCAUAAGCCCAGCUAUCCCGUCAAGUUCCUGCGUCAUCACAACAACACGGCCACGAGAAGAGCGCUUCUCAAAAACGGCGACGUCGAAAAGGUCAGCAACGGACAUCAGCAAGCACAGCAGAUCUCCCUCAGUCGCUUAACACCAUGGCUUCUCCGGGUAAGGCCGCGGCUCCUUGGGCCGUAAAGCUCGUCCACGACGGGAAAGAGCAAGGGGUUCCCGCCGAGAAAAUUCGCCAGAAGCUGGUGCUCGAGGGCUUGGAGCCCGACCUCAUCGACGGUGUGGUUGAAGCUGGCUCCUUGUCGGCGAAGCUGCACACAAUUGAACCGAGCUCACCGUGCACCUCGCCUCAGCGCCGACAGCUGUCCGCAAGGAAAUUCCAUGACAUGCUCUCGGUUGGUCUACCUCCUGCGGUUGUGCGGCAGAAGAUGGCAAUGGACGGAUGCCAGCCAGAGGACAUCAAUAACUUCUUCGCGUCGGCUGGAGGUGUGGCGACGGGGGAGGCGGAGGAGGAGAUGGAUGAGGAGGCCAAGAUCGCAGAGCCGCAAGCCGCUUGAUCAGGUCGCUGAUUCGAUUCUGAGCGACCAGCGAUCGGUUCUUGACCGAUCGGUUAUCCUUUUUUUGGUUUCGAGGUGGCAUUACAGCAGGGCCUGCCGACCUAAAAUAUUUGUGGGAGUACCGAUGGUGUGAAUGGUUCGUCAUUGUUUGGUGUCGAGGUAGUGUAAGGAGCUGCCACCAAUAACAUGUGGGGAUAUGGGAACAUUGAUCUUGAUGUGUUUGACGACGAUGUGGAUGAAUAAGGCCCGCGACGGGGUGUUCUUCCAUCCAUCCGAUCGGUUGCGAGAUAUGGGGGGACAACGUUUCGAUUUUUGUUGCUGCAGGUACAUGUCUUCCCUUGCAGAACAGGAGCUCCUCCACCAUGCUUGGCCUUUUUUGUUUCUUGUUGAUUCAAUUGGCUGUAUCGAGGCUGGCUUGCUGCAGCAGCCGCCACCGCCGCCGCCGCCGCCGCCGCUGGAGGCUUCCGUUGUACGCAAAGUUCACCAGCGAAAACGCUUGAUCCACCGAAGUUUUAGGACUUUUGUCGCCCCGGUAUAAGUAAGUCGUUGAUUGGGUCGGCAUUUUUUCUUUUUGGUCAUGGUUAUCAACACCUCUGCCUGGUUUGUAAGCAGCUGGCUUGUAAGUGCGCAAGGCGCGGCACGCUCUAACUAUACCGUAGUAGGGUUAGUGUUGACUCAUCUGGUGUUUUUUGGCGGUUGCUUUGGUGCCAUGAGUUUGUUUUCUUGACUUUUUUUGCAGGCAAGACCCACUGGGGUGGGCGCCAUGUAUGUCUGUUGCUCUCUCACUGUGCAUAUCUACGCGGGAGAUGCACGCAUCGAUUCCUAACUUAUUGUUGAGAUUGAGAUAUGUACCUAGUAACGUAAUACAGCAUUUUUGUUGGUGUAUGUUAUCAGUCAAGCGUAUUGACACCUUCUGGUUUUCGUAUGUUUACGGGGGGGGCGAGAGGGUAAAGUCGUGAAAUGCGCGGUAGGAUUUCGGGUGCCAGAUGUAAAUGUGUUAAGCGACCUGGCGUAUUUGUUGUUGACUACGCCUUGUCUAGCUAGUUGGUGUAAGGGUGGGUUACUGUUUUACAACCGUGGCAGGAUAAUUUAGGGACAACAGGGGCAGGUGUUCAUUGUUGUUCAUGUGUCCGUGCCUGUUUCCUUCUGUAGUAUUGCUUCCUUGAGUACUUUUCACCCAACGUUUAUGCCUAAGAAUGAUUGGAAUGAUGAUGGUGGCUCUCAAGGCAUGACUUGCGCCGCUAAUAUUGCGGCCGGACUCAAAGAGAAAGAACAUCUUGCGCUGAUAAGCUUGUGCCUCUGCAUAUGAUAUCCCCUUAAUUGUUUUGCCUUUCUCUUCGGGUGCUCGCAACCACGUUUGUUUCACGGCGAUGUGGAUUACCCGUCGUGAGAGUACUCCGUUCUAGGCUUGUUUCUGCUCAUCGUGUGGGGUAAGAAAGACAGAUCUUCGUUGUUCCGUUUGGGCGU